CUUACCGUAAAGAAAACUUCUACCUUAGUAAACAGUAAAUUCGUCCAGGUUUUAUUCGUGAUUUUUCAAGACAGUUGUUAAAAUAGUGUCGAUUUUAUUUCAAUCAAUUUUUUUGAUUUGUUUGAAUGGAAGAAGUAGAAUGGUUUUCUGCAAAAAAACAUGUUGUCUUCAUUUGAGCAUAUAUUAUGUGCAUCUCCAGUACAUAGAAGAUAAAUAUUCUUUCCUAUUUCCUUCAUCUCAUUCUUAAGCACGGUAUGCAUAGCAUAUCUUUAAAAACUUCCUAUUUUGGCUAGGAACAUUACUUUCUUUUGUGCUUACUGUGGUAAUUACCAUCUCAUAUUGUAGCCAUACAAGUAGGAUAACUUUAAGUGAACUUCCAGUUGACAGAAAAUGGAAAGUCGCUUUCUUAAAAUAAUGGACUUACAAUGGCACUGAUGUUGUCAUGGUGUUUGUAUCCUACUUGAUCCAAAGGUUUACUUACGUUUCUAGCAUUAAAGAGGAAGCGUAAAAAUAGUAUAGUUAGUUGCGAUUGAAGAAAAUAAAUGAUCAUCCUAGUACCUUGUCAACCUACUAACACGCACAAUAUUAAUCCUUCAAAAAAAAAGUUUCUUCUGGAGAGCACACACCCCCUAGAAAAUUAAAAAAUUAAUGAUAAAAUAAAAAAAAGAAAUAAUUAAGAUAAAAAAGGAGUAAAGGAUUGGAAAAAGACUUUCAGUACAAGGUAUAUCCAACAUUGUUGUCUGCUUAAUUCUAUUCCUCCGCCAUAUACCAUCCUCACUGUGUGCUCAAUCAAGCUGCCUGGAAAGAAAAUUCUGAUUUUUUAAAGGAUUGGAUGAAUUUUUAAUAAAAGAAGAAGAAGGAUUGCUAAUUUUUUAUAUUGAAGCUGUUUAAUAGCCAGGCCUGACAUACCUUUCAUGUUGUUUCGUUCCUUCCAAUCGCUCCUCCCUGGAGCAAGAUGGGGUGGUCUUCUUAACUCUUUCUCUAUGAAAAGAGCACAAUUUCUUCCAAGUUUACAAGGACCCAAUGGCGUAGGAAAUGGACUUUUGCGCUCUUCAUUCCCUACUUUCGAAGGAACAGGCGUGCAGCAACAAGUUCGAUGGAAAACUAUGGGAAACGAAUAUCAACCUUCGAACCGUAAAAGGAAAAGGAAGUUUGGAUUUUUAGCCAGAAUCCGUUCCGCCAGCGGUAGAAAAAUAUUGAGAAACCGUCGCAAAAAGGGUAGAAUGUAUCUAACCCAUUAAUCAUUGCUUCCCCCCUUAAAACAUGAUAUUUUUUUGUGUCUAAUGAAUUGUGCUUUAUUUUCCUACUUCAUAUCUAGCGCUAGGUAUACCUACUCAA
Schizosaccharomyces octosporus yFS286 is the source of this 1338-nucleotide messenger RNA. Its product is annotated as ribosomal protein subunit L34. Gene Ontology annotation, cellular component: ribosome; mitochondrial large ribosomal subunit. The coding region runs from base 915 to 1241 and encodes 108 amino acids. Gene Ontology annotation, biological process: translation. The transcript has a single exon. The record is from RefSeq and is a predicted model, not a curated record. NCBI's taxonomy places the organism in Eukaryota, Fungi, Ascomycota, Schizosaccharomycetes, Schizosaccharomycetales, Schizosaccharomycetaceae. Gene Ontology annotation, molecular function: structural constituent of ribosome.